AAUGUGACCAUUGUAUUCUGCAUCUCUUCCUAAAAAUGGCUUAUUCUUCUCUACCUUUCCCGUUGCUUUGUUAGUUUUUCUUCGCAUGCGAGACGGGUAACCAGCCCAUCUCGCUUAAUCUUUUGGUGGUGAGUUUGGCCGAGUCGGCCGUGGCCCGACGUGGCUAUGACGAGGAGCCGUAACCAGCACGCUCCACACAUAUCUUUCCUUUACCACACACACUCCUUUAACUCACUCUCCCUCUAUAGAAAACAAUGUCUUGGCAAGCUUACGUUGAUACCUCUCUUACCGGUACUGGCAAGAUCGAUAAAGCAGCUAUCGUCUCUCGUGCCGGCGACAGUGUCUGGGCCAUCUCUCCUAACUUCAACCUUGGCGCUGAUGAGUUGAAGAGUCUCGCCGCCGGUUUCCAAGACCCCCCCAGUAUGUUUGGAACUGGUAUCCAUCUUGCUGGUCAGAAAUACAUCACCAUCCGUGCUGAGGGUCGUUCUAUUUACGGUAAAUUGCAGAAGGAGGGAAUUAUUUGUGUCUCUACCAAAUUGGCAAUUUUGAUUUCUCACUAUCCUGAGACGACUCUUCCUGGAGAGGCUGCCAAAAUCACAGAGGCUUUGGCUGAUUAUUUGGCAGGUGCCGGAUAUUAGAGAUUUACUAUUACGGUAGUUGCAAGUUUUGCAAACUUAAUGAUUCAUAAUUAAGAGCAUUUAGAAGAA
Messenger RNA from Schizosaccharomyces japonicus yFS275, 707 nucleotides. RefSeq names its product profilin. Gene Ontology annotation, cellular component: cell cortex of cell tip; mating projection tip; cytoplasm. Gene Ontology annotation, biological process: cytogamy; actin filament polymerization; actin cortical patch organization. The record is from RefSeq and is a predicted model, not a curated record. The transcript has 3 exons. Gene Ontology annotation, molecular function: guanyl-nucleotide exchange factor activity; actin monomer binding; actin binding. Lineage: Eukaryota; Fungi; Ascomycota; Schizosaccharomycetes; Schizosaccharomycetales; Schizosaccharomycetaceae. The coding region runs from base 255 to 638 and encodes 127 amino acids.